GGGGCUCAGGAGGAGGAGGGGAAGUGAGGUCACUUCCUGUGUUGGGGACGCCGGGGGUCUAUAUAAACCCUGGGACCUGAGCAACUGUUGGUCAGUCUUCUGCAGGAGAGCAGACGAGAGAGAGACGACACCUCGAGGCGUUUCAGUGUUUCUGCUGAUGAUGUUGAAGACACAGAGAUCUCAGCAGCGCGUCGCUCUCAUGAUACUGAUGGUGAUCACAGCCGUGCAGUGUCAGGAGGACCAGAGCAGGAGGGCGGUCACAGAGCAUCAGCUGAUGCACGAUCGCGGUCGCUCCAUCCAGAGUCUGAGGCGCUUGAUCUGGCUGUCCAGCGCGAUCGAGGGGCUCCACACGGCGCAGGCGCGCGCACUGAGCGCUGUCGAGGACGAGCCGGACAGCAGGUGGCGCGCGCAGCCCAAGAGAGCGCUCGAGACGCUUCUGAGUGACGUGUACAGACCACACCUCCUCACCGCUGCGCUCGAGGACGGAGGGAAAUAACAUCAUCUCGAAGACACGUCCGAGUCACCGAGGACUGUCCACCCGUCUACACUGAUGUCUACACUCAUUAUGAUCAACAACACGCUGUUCUACACAAACCACGCUGAUUAUAACGCAGGCGAUGUAGCUGUGUCUCCAUCUGCGCAGACGCAGAACUGCUGCUGUGUAAAUCUGUCCGUCAGUCUUUAAACAUUUCUAUUUGAGACAUGCUAGAUACCAUGGUACUUCAAACACACCACCUAGUGUCACAUAUGGUUUCCACAGAGUACUUUGUGACUGUAUUUAUUUACACACGUGCAUAAUGAUAGUACUUUUUUGGGUGGAAGUAUUUCUGGUGUGCAUUUAUUCAUCGGAUGUCAUGGUAUGCGUGUUUGGACAGGGUUCAGAUAUCUAGUAAAUCAUUCUUGCUAUUAUAUUUAUUUAUAUGGACGGCUAUAAACCGAUCGUAUUUUUGAUUUACUAUGUGUGUGUGUGAUUAAAGAUGCUUUUAAGUA
Carassius carassius (crucian carp) is the source of this 990-nucleotide messenger RNA. It is a transcript of the gene pth4, whose product is annotated as parathyroid hormone 4. NCBI's taxonomy places the organism in Eukaryota, Metazoa, Chordata, Actinopteri, Cypriniformes, Cyprinidae. Gene Ontology annotation, molecular function: hormone activity; peptide hormone receptor binding. The transcript has 3 exons. Gene Ontology annotation, cellular component: extracellular region. Bases 158 to 496 code for a protein of 112 amino acids. The record is from RefSeq and is a predicted model, not a curated record. Gene Ontology annotation, biological process: adenylate cyclase-activating G protein-coupled receptor signaling pathway; regulation of chondrocyte differentiation; bone mineralization.